AUUUCGCGUUUUCCCUUUGCUGUGGUGCUUUUACUUUGGUUGUAACUAAACGAGAGAGAAUGUUGGUCUACACUGACUUGUACAGCGGCGAUGAGCUCUGCUCCGACGCCUACGCCCAUUUGGCUCCUUUUGAGCAGGAAGAACUCUCCUCAGUCGCCUUCGAGGUCAAGACCUCCAAGGUUGCCAAGGGAAACGAAGACUACGGCAUUGCCUGCAACGACGAUGAAGAGGGAGGCAGUGGCGUCCCAGCUGACCCAAACGUCGAAAUGGUCAUUGAUGUCGUCGACGCUUUCAGGCUCCAGGAGAUACCCAUGACCAAGGCUGAGUACACUGGCUACAUCAAAAAGUAUAUCAAGAAGCUCACCGCUACCCUCGAAGAGAACGGCUCCGACCGUGUGGCAGUUUUCAAGGAGGGCGUCUCCGCAUUCGUCAAGCAUGUCCUCGCCAACUUUGGCGACUUUGAAUUCUACAUUGGCGAAUCCCUCGACCUCGAGGCCGGCGUAGUCUACGCCUACUACAAGGGAGAAGAAGUCUCACCCAGACUCGUCUUCCUCAAGGACGGUCUCAAGGAGGAUCGUUAUUAACUUUUCUAAC
Molecule: messenger RNA, 594 nt
Organism: Theileria equi strain WA
Lineage: Eukaryota; Apicomplexa; Aconoidasida; Piroplasmida; Theileriidae
Product: translationally controlled tumor protein, putative
Exons: 3
Coding region: 60-584 (174 amino acids)
Cellular component (GO): cytoplasm
Molecular function (GO): calcium ion binding
Source: RefSeq, a predicted model, not a curated record